AGCAGAAUGAAGAUAAACGAAAGUAAACACCGCAACCGUGUAGACUUACAAAACACUAACAGUAAUUUUUCAGUUCAACACGUAAUUGGUAAUUAGAGUAAAAUGAAUUUUAAACGUAUUUAUUCGUAUUCGCCGAGUGGUAUAGUUUUUUGAGAGUUUUGUAUAAAUAUUUAUCUACACGACGAUGACAUUAUCGAAAGAAGCGAUACAUCAAACAUUGGCCAUCAUUCCAGUCGGCUUCAACGAGCUGGCCAUGGGCCUGGGCAACGGAUGGUUAGCACCGACACUGAAAAAACUCCAAGACACCACCGACGAGAUACCACUAACCAUAGAGCAAUGUUCGUGGAUCGGGUCACUACACGAAUUCGGCAGGUUCUUCGGACCUUUAUUUUUAGCCCUGAUUCUAGAUAAACUAGGUCGUAAAAUACUGCUGAUAUUUUGCGCCUUCGUAUUCUUCGCCAUGUGGCUAGUUCUACUCUACACCAAAUCCGUCACCGUUCUAUACGUAACACGAUUCAUAUUCGGAAUCGGUAUAGGUAUCUGCGAUGUGACAUCUUCCAUCUACCUGGGUGAGAACUGCUCGCCAAAAUACAGAGGAAUAUUUUCCAGCAUAACUGUGAUCUCGUUCUACGUAGGCAUGCUAUUAGAAUUUUACCUAGCUACUUAUUUAUCUUAUGAGACUGUUAUAAUUAUAAACCUAAUCGUCGCUUUGGUCGGCCUUCUAUCUAGUUUUUUCCUAAAAGAAACGCCGCAUUUUUUAAUGCUUCGAGAAAACUUCGUAGACGCUGGUAUCACGUUGCAAUGGCUCAAAGGAUCAAUUCUAUGGAACGAUGUGCACGACGAGUUUGAGCAAAUCAAGCACAACGUGGCCGAAGAAAAAAGCAAAUCUUCGUUUCACGAAUUAUACUCGACUCCGGCCAAUUACAAAAGUAUAACGAUCGGAUUCGUACUAAAUUUACUCAUCAUGUCGACCGGAUAUGCAACCAUUAUUGCAUUCGCGUCGUUGAUAUUUCCACCUUCGACACUUCUUUCACCUUACGGGUUCACUAUAUUUUACGGUAUUGAUCAAUUGAUCGCAGUAUGCGUUUCGAUCUUCGUGAUCGAACGAUUCGAUAGACGUGUAUUGAUCUUAUUUGCAUUCUCUAUGUUUGCCAUAAUUCACGCUUGUACAGCCAGUUUGUAUUAUUUUCACGAUGCCAUAUCCUCUUCCGAGUUAUACCCUUGGCUGAUAUUUUCAACGGUCACAGCCUACGGAAGUAUUUACACCUUUGCCUAUCCAGUCAUCCAUAUAAUCCGAGGGGAACUGUUUCCUCAGAGUGUCCGAGUGGUUGGAAGUUGUUUGGCUAUCAUGGCACAUUCCGGCAUGGGUUUCUUAUCAGCUAAGACCUUCCUCAUGGUCGAUACGUAUCUGGGAAUUUACACGAAUUUUAUCAUCUUUUCCGGCGUCAGUAUCGUUGGUUUCAUUUACACGUAUUUUUUCUUACCAGAAACCAGAGGGAAAACGUUACUCGAUAUACAAAAGUUAUUCGUUAAAUGAAACACCAUCUUAGUUACCUAUGUGCACAUAUGAUGAGGGUUUUGAACACGCAUCGUGGCGUCAUAUUCGAUACUUAAGAUAAUUAAAAAGAGGAUCUUAAUGCCUCUUAAGACUAUGUAUGUAUGACUUAAAUAAACGAUAAAGUGCGCUAUUUAUACCUCAAUAAGAUUGGAUAAUUGCCUCGAAUCGAACUAAAAAAGAACUGAUGUAUUUGUACCUUUCAAAGUGCAGCGAGAUUGUUCAAUGUUCGUUUUAUCAUAUGGUUCAUUUGAUUGUAAAAAAAUUACAUGGUUCGUUUUCUAAU
Planococcus citri (citrus mealybug) is the source of this 1841-nucleotide messenger RNA. Its product is annotated as facilitated trehalose transporter Tret1-like. Lineage: Eukaryota; Metazoa; Arthropoda; Insecta; Hemiptera; Pseudococcidae. The record is from RefSeq and is a predicted model, not a curated record. Gene Ontology annotation, biological process: transmembrane transport. Gene Ontology annotation, cellular component: membrane. Bases 185 to 1537 code for a protein of 450 amino acids. The transcript has 2 exons. Gene Ontology annotation, molecular function: transmembrane transporter activity.